AUGUCAGACACUCGGACCUGUUCGCGACCCAUUCAAAGCUGUUUCCAAUGUCGAAAACGCAAGAUUAAAUGUAACAGAGAGUACCCUUGCGCCCCAUGUAUUCUACGGGGAGAGAGCGAGGUAUGCCGUGAAGUCGAUCGUAGUGCAGGCAGUUCUGGAAAAACGACGAUAGAGACCCUCGAUGACGUUCUUAACCGCGUCGCUGUUCUCGAGAAAAUCGUUUCGAGGCUCUCCAAAUUUCUACCUCCAGACUUGUUGCUCUCCCUGACAUCUUCUAUUGCCAAACCAGUGGAUAGAUGCAAUACGGUUAAGAAACUAUCAACACCCCUUACUCCUCAUGUCGGUAAAUCAUCCCCCGGUCGCUUGCCAACACCGGAAGGGGGGAAUCCUUCUGGUGUUCGUUUCCUUUGUGGAUCAGCAUCAUCCGACGAGGAAAUAGCUAUGAUGUUAGAGGACUUUGCAAUGGGGAAUCGUAUCAAUCGUCACAGAGCUUCACUGGAAUUACUUUUAUCGACACAACCAUCAGCAUCUAUGGCUCUGGAUUAUCCUUGGCCAGCCACCGCCACAACGAACUUGUGCGAGCAUGGGUUCCAGUCCCACCCGACGGGACCGCUUUCAGUAUUGAUAGACCCCUCUACAAACGUCAUGCAAAGAUUGGUCUCGAUGCUUCCUGAUGAGCCACAAAGUCGGGAGCUUAUUCAGUUUUAUUUCGACCGAAUAGAGUGGUACACGAAGAUCUUCCACUACCCCUCUUUCAUGGCAGAGGCAAACGAGCUUUUCCAGCAGAUCAAUCAAGGUUCUUAUCUCGGCAGCGACAAUUAUGAGGAAAACGAUGUGUGGUCUGUCGGCCACAUAUCCAUUUCUUUCUUGUCAACUCUGUUUAUGGUCAUUUGCCUUGCGCUACACCUUAUAGAGCCCGAGAUCUGCCAAAGGCUUAACAUUGGGAUAGAAGAGGCUGCAGCGCUAGCUCAAACGAUGUACUCUGCUGCUCAGGCGUCCCUAUGGGUAGACAAUUUUUGGUCAAAUCAUAGUUUGGAAGCUGUCCAGUGUCUCCUGUUAAUGGGUGUAUAUCAUAAGAAUUUGGACGAUGCGGACUCGCAUUGGGCUCUGUUAGGAUCUGCAAUAAAGAUCGCACAGAAUCUCGGUUUGGCUCGCCUCGGAUCUGAAAACGAGAAUCGAGUUUAUACUGGCCCUUGGAAGUCUAUCGUUAGGAGAGAAAUCGGUCGGCGCGUUUGGUGGAAUCUGAUUUUCAACGACUGGUCACACGCUGCCGCCCACAACGGUGUUUACUCUAUCCAUCCUACUCAAAACUUGACGGGAAUGCCUGCCAACGUAAACGAUGCGGAUUUAGUCGAUGGGCGGGAGGUCCCGGGCCCUGAAAACUAUCAUCAUUAUACGGAGAUGACCUUUUCUCUCACGCGCUUCCAGUUCGUCGAAAUCCACCGAGAGAUCAUCGACAAUAAUAACACGAAUGCGAAUGCGAUGCCAGUGGGAAUUUCAAAUUCAAGUUCAAAUUCAACACGGGCACCCGGCUACGGUUUUGUUACCGAAACUGAUGCAAAGCUUCAAGACAUGUUGGAUCGCAUUCCCAGUCGGUUCCAACAUACCGAACAGAGCCUACUUUAUCACCCGAUUAAACAGGAAACGAUGGGAGUUCGGGAGAUGGAGACUUUGAUGGCUCUAAUUAUGGGAGAAACUAGACGAAUGCGGCUUCAUCGACCGUAUUUGUAUAGGGGAUAUGUGGAUCGUAAAUAUGCGGGGUCUACGGAACAGUGUAUUGAUUCGGCAAGAGCGGUUUUACACUAUCUCAAGUCAACUCCAGAACAAUCGGCCAUCUUUUUGAAAUGGUGGUUAGUUAUGUUCUAUGGAUUCGGAGCGGCGGUUGUACUCUUUAUCGACCUAUGUCAUCUGAGGUCCGAGAAUCCAGCUGCUGUAGAGUCGAGGAAAGUCGAGUUACAGGAGGCGCUCAACCUAUUCAAGAUGACACAGAACGCGUCUACAGUCUCUCAAAAUGCUAUCGCUCUUCUGGAGGAAAUGCUUGUUGUUAGUGAGCCUCGAACUUUGAAUACUAGAAAACGUGCGUCCGAAGGGAAUGACUCUAUGGAAAGGAUUGCCAAACGGACAAUGGUGGAGAGCCAUAUUUCCGGUUCGAGUAGCAUGACGGCUUCUUCUAUAGAGAAUCAUCAAGGGACAGUCGGGACGUGCGAUAUCAGCUCAAAAACCGAUUGUCGGCCUUCUUACGAUCACAUCCAAGCCCAGGCUGUAGCGGCGGGAAGGGUAUACACGCAGUCACUUCCUCCACAUUCGCAACCUUAUCCGGAUCUUCAUUCUGCUGCUCAAUGGUACCAGAGCCCAGUAUCACCUACUUCAAACGAAUGGAACGCUCUGGAGGUAGAGCAAGCCUCUCAAGGGAUGUUCUUUGGGCCAGAGUUUGAUGAAGCGGCUAUCAACGAAUUAGGUCAGUUGCUUUGGACGGUAGAACCGUCCAGCGGCACGCCGGGAGUUCGACGUCAACUUCAGAACCCCAAAAUGGGCCCUCUCGCUGACGCGGCGACUGCGACGUGGGUGUAUCAUAAUCAGAACACAUAUUGA
Molecule: messenger RNA, 2592 nt
Organism: Marasmius oreades (fairy-ring Marasmius)
Lineage: Eukaryota; Fungi; Basidiomycota; Agaricomycetes; Agaricales; Marasmiaceae
Exons: 15
Coding region: 1-2592 (863 amino acids)
Biological process (GO): DNA-templated transcription; regulation of DNA-templated transcription
Molecular function (GO): DNA-binding transcription factor activity, RNA polymerase II-specific; zinc ion binding; DNA binding
Source: RefSeq, a predicted model, not a curated record